AUGACCACAAAAUCCCUUUCCCCAACUUCCUCCACCACAACAGCUGCAACAACCGCCACCGGCACCACUGGCACCGCGACGAGUUCUGGAGUCCACAAGCGUAGGAGAAAGAAUGCGCAUGACGAUGGAUCGCACAUUCCACCCGCCGCUCCAGAUUCUCCGCCACCGGCAGCGGCCUUACCGGCGCAGAUUGUGAAGCCGACUCCAGCGACGGCGGCCGUGACCACUUCGGGGUCUUCGUCCUUUCGAAACGUUUCUGCCUGCAAUCGGUGCCGGUUGAGGAAAAAUCGGUGCGAUCAGAGGUUGCCGGCUUGCUUGAGCUGCGAGAAGGCUAAUGUGAAGUGUGUGGGGUAUGAUCCGAUUACUAAGAGGGAGAUACCGAGAAGGUUUGUUUUGGCUCUUCUUUUUUUUCCCCCUCUUCACCGCUCGACACCCCCCGUGUACUCUCCCCCUAAGAAAGAAAAAGAAAAAAAAAUCCCCUUUGGCCCCUCAGCGGUUUCUCUCACGGAGCGAAUUCUAACGACUGAGUGAAUCACAGCUAUGUCCAUUACCUGGAGACCAGGUUGGCCUAUCUCGAGUCAUUGUUGGCAAACAACAGUAUUCCCUUUCCGCCCGCCGAAUCUUUUCCGGACUUGGCUCCACCGCCCCCACCCCCCUCUCAGACCCCUACAUCAGCGUCAUUCCCGCCGCCGCCCAUAGCUACAGCAAAUUCGCUUGGCCAGCUGGGUCCAUCCCCGCAGCAAUUGCUCACUCCGAUCGAUCCGGCACUCACUACAGAUGAACCCAUGCGGGAUCUUGGCGUCAAGCGUGAGCCCCUCACCAAAAAUCCGGAAAACACGGAGGAUAAGAAGCUGGAUAAUCUCGUCUCUGAUAUUGGUCUUGUCUCUUUUGCCGGCGCGAGCGACCCUAGGUAUAUGGGUUCCGCUUCGGGGAUCUCCUUCGCGAGAGUGGUGUUCGCCGCUGUGAAGAGUAGCGCUUCGGGGGCGGGUGGCGACCAAAAUGGGGCAGGUGGCGAGGGCGGGUCGUCAGGGCCCAGGCGAUUCCGGCCGAGGAUCGGGUCAAGCACAAGGAUCAAGGGCGCUCGAGGGCUGGGGAUCGGAGGGCCAAAGGAGGAAUUGGUUCCGGAUGGCGACGAAGACACGCAGAUGGGUGGCUCAUUUUUCGGGUUGCACACUAAACCCUCCAUCAUCCCUGCGCCCUUCCCGAGUAGGGUGUUGGCCGAGAGGCUUGUAGAUCUGUACUUCGAGUAUGCAAACCCUCAAAUACCCAUUUUGCACAGGGGGGAGUUCGCUGGUGUUAUAGACAAGAUUUACGGAAGUGAGGAUGAGGUGGAGGGCAUGGCCAAUGGCGCUAGCGGAAACCCACUCGGCGGGACUCAUAAAGAAAGAUACCUACUAAAUAUUGUGUGCGCUAUCGGCGCGGGAAUAUUCUUGACAGGGCCGGACGAUGGGGGUGAUGAGGGCCGUGACCAGCACGAGGCGACGGGAAAGAACCCCGAUGGGUCGCCAAAGAUCAAGACCGAAGGGGGGAGGAAACCCAAAAGAAGUUUCAAGCAAUUCGAGCCGGAAUCCUAUCACGCUACAGCGAUGGUACAUCUAGAAGCCUUCCUAAGCCAAAGCAAAGGCGGCCUUGAGGAGCUCCAAGCUGUCCUCUUACUGGCCGGGUAUGCCUUGCUUAGGCCUGUCUCCCCUGGGCUGUGGUAUAUAGUCGGCGUAGCCUUAAGGCUAGCUGUGGAUCUGGGACUGCAUUACGAGGACGCGGAGGCAAUAGCGGCGAAGAGUGCAAAGAAGGACGGCAAGAGGGGGAAGCGACAGUGGUCCAGAGAGCUGAGAAGACGCCUUUGGUGGUGUGUCUAUAGCCUCGAUAGACUGGUCAGCACCUGCGUUGGCCGGCCAUUUGGAAUUUCAGACGAAGUAGUCAGUACGCAGGUGGGCGGUUCUAACAUCCCUUCCCCUUUGAAUUGAUUCCACAGCCUAUAGAAGAUGUCGUUGUCUUGUUUCCGUGUUGAUGUGCCAACAUGGUAAUUUUUUUGUUGCGUUUAGUUUCCGUCACUCCUAGACGAUCAGUACAUCCACCCGACGGCUGGGAUAACCCCUCCCCCUCCAGGAAAGGAAUUGCCUUCUUACAAGACAAUAUCUCACCACUACUUCCGCCUCCGCUUGCUUCAGUCCGAGAUAUUACAGGUUUUGCAGCAACAGUCUCACUCCCUUGCUUUCACCAGCACAUCCAGCGACCCGCGCGCUGAUCCUGCCGUGUCAAAGCCUUCAAGGAGCGAUAUCUACCCUCCCCACCAUCCUUACCAUUUGCAGACUCCUUUCCUCCGCAAUUUUGAGACGGUACAGUGCUGGCACAAAGACGUGGACCGCCGGCUAAAAGAAUGGAUCGAUACGGCCCCGCAGUCCAAAGAGCAGACUGGAGUCUCAUUCUCCCUUGAGUUCUUACAACUAAACUAUUGGCAGGCCAAGAUAAUGCUCUAUCGGCCAUGCCUUUCUGUUCCAGUCCUGCUCGCAGGAGAGUUGGGGCCCAAUGGAAAUUCUGCUCGUGGUAGGGCGGCCGAGCGGGCAUUUGGAGGAAGAAAGGUCAGUCCGGAAGAGCAAGAGAGGGUUUAUUUGACUGUCGCAGAGGCGGGAAGCAAGGUCCUCAGAUUGUACAGGCAACUCCACCGGGUUCACCAAGUGAACUAUACGUUCCUUGCUACCCAUCACCUAUUCAUGGCCGGUAAUUACUCCCCCACCCUGAUCAUGCCUCCCUUUCCCAUUCUUGACUCGACUCUGAUGCUUGCGAUUAGGGAUCUCUUUCCUUUACACGAUCUGGCAUUCUCCAUUGGUUCGUUCUCGCCUGUCUAUGGACGAGGUAGAUUUUACCAUAUUAGCUGCUACCUCUGUCCUUGGUGAUUUGGUCGACAAAUGCCCUCCUGCUGAAGCUUGUCGUGAUGCAUUCGAGCGUAUGUCACGCGCAACUGUUCAAAUGUGCUUAGCGGGUGGCCAAGGGCCAAUGAGUAAAAUUGUACCAUCGGGAACAUUUGCGCAUAGUCCUGGGGUUGGUGGGGCAGCAGGGAUGAAUCGCGCGGGGAUGGCACAGUCAAGGCAACAUCCGGUGGUAGUGAAAGAGGAGGACGACGAUGAUGAUGACGAUGACGACGAUGAAGAAGGAGGCAUAGAAGAGGUUGCGCCGGGCUUCACCAAAGAUUUUGAGAGCAUGACGAGAACAUUCGCCGGAUCCCGACAGCACGACGACUAUGAGCCCAUGUCAGCAACAACCCCGCCUCCCACAACACAGGAACAGCAGGAGGAGGAACUGAUGCAGGAACUAAAGCAACAAGAGCAACGCCAACAACUGCAACGACAGCAGCAACGACAGCAGCAGCAACAGCAGCAUCAAGCAGAACAACGCAAACGUCAACCCCAUUUUGACGAAGAUUUUCGCGAGCUCUUCACUCCCGGCACAGGAGGGGCAAGCAACACCGUCCCAAGCCUGCGCUUCAAUCAACAGCAGCACCACCCCAACAAUCCCCACCAUCCCCACCCUGCAUCAGCACCUUCCCCACAAUAUAACCUAUCGCCAACCCAUAGCUUCGCACCGCAUCACCCGUUCACGUUCUCUUCUCCAACGCGCACGCACAACCAACUUCCACUCUCCCUGCAACAGCACUUUCCAUCUCCGCCCGUGGAUCAGGACGGAAUGAUCAUCGACCCGCAGCUCUCACAGCCGGUAGAUUGGGGAAAUCUGGAUAUGUCCGCGUUUGGCCUUGGUGGCCUAGACUGGGAGGGUGAUGCAUGGAGCGAUAGUGGAAGCACGGGGGGCGUGGCGGGGAGCGGGAACGCCGCAGGGCAAGGAAUGGAUCUUUUCGACGGAUUCUUUUUCGGCCCCGGCGGGGCCUGAAGCGGUGGAAUAGGUUCCCUCACGUCAUUUCCUUGUUUUCCUUGGCCCGUUUUUGUGUGAGAGUGUGGCGCCAAUCGAAUCGGAUGGGAAUCAAUUUUGUGUAUUAUUACGGAGCGCUCUUUCUCUCUUUAGUUUCACCUAUCAUCUACCAUUCUUCUACCAGUUGUUUACCCACGUUAGUGUAUUGUUUACGGCACAGGAUCUUAUUUCUUCUUCCUUCCCCCUCCCUCUGGCUAGCUAUUAUACCCUCUCCCGCACCCUUAUCCCUUUAUACCCCUCCCUUGGCAGUGCCUCCCACCAUACCCAACCAAGCACACCAGAUUCCAUCACCCGAGGUUUUUUUUGUUUUUUUGUCUAAAAAAAAAAGGUAGGGGGGUUCAGUCCUUGUUUUCGCAACCUUGGUUUUUUUCCGCUUCGCAGUGGGAUAUCGUACUAGUAAAGUCUGGACGGAUGGAUCGAUGAAUGAAUGAAUGCAUGC
Molecule: messenger RNA, 4360 nt
Organism: Tuber aestivum (summer truffle)
Lineage: Eukaryota; Fungi; Ascomycota; Pezizomycetes; Pezizales; Tuberaceae
Source: the annotation of a GenBank genome assembly